AUGAAUUCUUCGGCUACGCCUCAAGAUGUACGAGCCUCUGGUAGACGGUUAACUCCUCCUCGGUUUGAAGAAUUCGAGUUGCCUUCGACCUUUGAGUCACUUACACCUUUACGUCAAUAUACCUCUGCAUCCGUUAUCGAGGAGACAGAGAAUGGAAAUGACUACCUGGAUAUCUUUGCAGAAGUCACUGACGCCGACGAAAUCUUUGCCGAGCAGUGGGAAUCUGGAGCAACCGAGCAGUCUACAACGCCACCGCUGAAGCGCAUCGAUUCCUUCGAUUUCGUUACAGGAGGGUCAGAGAGGACAAGCAGCCGGCCUGCGCUUCUUUCUGCAGGGCUCCUGCUAUGUUUACUACUGGCUCUUUGCCUGAGAUAG
This is a messenger RNA of Alternaria viburni, 375 nucleotides long. RefSeq lists its product as uncharacterized. The transcript is spliced from 3 exons. Lineage: Eukaryota; Fungi; Ascomycota; Dothideomycetes; Pleosporales; Pleosporaceae. The record is from RefSeq and is a predicted model, not a curated record. Bases 1 to 375 code for a protein of 124 amino acids.